AUGCAAGUCGGUCAAGAGCAAGCGGAGAAAAUUCUCUUCAUUUUUUCAAUCGCUCUAAUCAUGUACGCACAAAGUUCCGCGGACACCAGCAGUUGCGGUGAAAAAUUUUCAACAAGAAUGGAUCAAGAUGUCUUUAGUAAACACAGAUUGAGGUCACGUGUUAUCGAGAGCCAGCCAAUCAGCAGACCGCUUGAAUGUUACGUCAAGUGUAUGAAGAACUGUCGAUGUCUUUCUUACAAUGUUUGUAAUCGCGGCAAAUUGUGUGAACUGAAUUCAGAGAAAAAAGACAACAAUAUUUCUCUCUUUGAAGCCAGUGAUGAAUGUGAUUAUCAUCAAUACGAACUUAGCAAAUAG
Paramuricea clavata is the source of this 354-nucleotide messenger RNA. NCBI's taxonomy places the organism in Eukaryota, Metazoa, Cnidaria, Anthozoa, Malacalcyonacea, Plexauridae. The record is from the annotation of a GenBank genome assembly.